Chara braunii is the source of this 1149-nucleotide messenger RNA. NCBI's taxonomy places the organism in Eukaryota, Viridiplantae, Streptophyta, Charophyceae, Charales, Characeae. The record is from the annotation of a GenBank genome assembly.
CAAGACUGGAUGCAAGGACAGAAAAAAUCUUUGUGGAGUUCAAAACAUCUCGAUGGCUUGAGUAUAUGGAAGAGUUCUAUGAUCGAGAAACAAGUCCAGCUUUUGGAUAUAAUUGGCGUAUCGAAGAGGAACUUGACGAUAAAGUUGGGGAAAGGAAAGGAGCGAGCGGCGAUGAGAGUGGCAAGGGAUCAGGACCAGGCGGCGGUGCGCUUGGCAAGGGAACAAAAUCAAGUGGUGGUGAACAUGGCAAGGGAUCGGAACCACGGGGCGGUGCCAGUGGCAAAGGCCUGGGACCGAGCGUCGGUGCAAGUGGAAAGCCAAUAAGUCAUGGUGAACUGCAAAAACACGAAAUGCGUCAAGGGCGUCAAGCAACAGAGGGAAAGGUAUCAGGACCAAGCGGCGGUGCACAUGACAAGGGAUCGGGUUCGCCUAUGGGAUUAGAACCAAGGAGCGGUGCACAUUGCAGGGGAUCGGGUUGGCCUCUGGGAUUAGGACCAAGCGGCAGUGCACAUGGCAGGGGAUCGAGAGGCGAUGCAAGUGGCCAGGAUUUGGGAGGAAGCGGCGGUGCAAGCGUCAAGGGCGUAAGUCAUGGAGAACUGUCGAAAUGUGUCGAGGAUGUCCUUCCGGAUGACCAAGUUUGGGCGACCACUGUGUUGAAGAGCGAGAGUGUUACUGCGCAAGUGGAUAAUACUGGUGCACUUGCAGAAUUAGAGAUGCCAUUGGAUAUGCCAACUGAGAAAGAUGAACAUGAAGUCUCUUUGGACAUGAAGAAUGAAAGCGCGACUGCAGGUGCAAACGAAACUGCCAAUGUACAGGCCAUUGAAAAGGAUGAAGGACAUAUAGUACUAAGUACACGGGAGCAACAUACGCUUGUACAUCCUGAACUUAUGGUUGCAAAAUCAGAAGCACAACAGUCUGUUAACCUCGUGAUAUCUAUCGACGAAUCUCUUUUUACACCAUCGCAUGGUGCGACAGAAGAUCGUGUUGAAGACAAAGUGUUAGUGAGCCACCGAGGUGAGCACGUACUUAUCUUUAAGGGAAUAUCUAAUACUUAGGGGGUACAUGCACUCAUCCCAUAGGAACUAAUUUUUUGUCUAAGUUUGCAACCGUGCGCUCGGUCAUGAGAAGAAAUGAAGUAAAAUAUUGUGU